Messenger RNA from Aspergillus puulaauensis, 1032 nucleotides. RefSeq lists its product as uncharacterized. Gene Ontology annotation, molecular function: enoyl-CoA hydratase activity. The record is from RefSeq and is a predicted model, not a curated record. Gene Ontology annotation, biological process: fatty acid beta-oxidation. The transcript has a single exon. The coding region runs from base 1 to 1032 and encodes 343 amino acids. Gene Ontology annotation, cellular component: mitochondrion. NCBI's taxonomy places the organism in Eukaryota, Fungi, Ascomycota, Eurotiomycetes, Eurotiales, Aspergillaceae.
AUGAUUCGCACUCCUGCCUUUCGAAUGCCCCGGGUGCCCUCCCUCGCCUCUAUGAGAAGUUCAAUCCGAGCCUUUCGGGGACAGACAGCGACACUCGCUCGUAUCGGCGAGGUAAGAGAGCUAGUCCACGCCCAACAGCAAAGGACUAUGGGAAAUCCAAAAUUGUUCCAUACCGUCGCACCAAAGCUCCAAGCAACUUCGCCAUCUGAUCAGCGGCCCACAAGCGAUCCACGAGUCGAUAUCCUCUGCUCUGUCACACCAGCGCCCGGCGGAGGCAAUAGAACAGUCGCCAAUGUCACCGUCUCAAAUCCGAAACGCCUCAACAGCAUAACCGGAGACAUGGUGCAGAAGCUCGCUUCGACCCUUCGACAGCUAUCUCAACAGCCUGACCUGCGCUGUCUCGUGAUCCAGGGUGCUCAAACCGCCACCAGAAGCCCGGCCAUGACAUCGGGGGCAGAUGUGUACCAAAUGGCCAAUAUCAAGUCCUAUGAAGAAGCCGAGGAAUUUAUAUCCGGGCUCCAUGAGGCCUGCCAGGCGAUGCGUGACAUCCCAGUGCCGACCAUCGCAAAGAUUGAUGGCUUAUGUCUUGGGGGAGGUUUGGAAUUAGUUGCUGGGUGUGACUUCCGUUAUGCAACUCGCAGAUCGACCUUCAGCAUGCCAGAGACAAAGCUUGCAAUUCCGUCUGUUAUCGAGGCGCGUCUCCUAGCAAACAUCAUCGGCUGGCAGAAAGCAAAGGAGAUGGUCUAUUUUGCAAGGAUCUACACUGCUGAAGAAGUAGAAGCUUGGGGACUGGUGGAUAAGACCUGCCAGGACAUGCAGGAGCUGGAAGAGACAGUGAAUGAAGCAGUCACAACCAUCUCUUCCUAUGGACCCAAGGCUAUGCGGGAGCAGAAGGCGCUGUGUAAGUUCUGGGAGGAAAAUGACCUGGUGUCUGGAAUUAAGGCUGGUAUUCAUUCGUACGCCAGUAUGUUCCAAGAUGGGGGUUCGGAGCCUGCCCAGUACAUGAAGGCGUUCACUGAAAGGAAGCGGUAG